Molecule: messenger RNA, 512 nt
Organism: Cryptotermes secundus
Lineage: Eukaryota; Metazoa; Arthropoda; Insecta; Blattodea; Kalotermitidae
Gene: GatC
Product: glutamyl-tRNA(Gln) amidotransferase subunit C, mitochondrial
Exons: 4
Coding region: 1-492 (163 amino acids)
Biological process (GO): glutaminyl-tRNAGln biosynthesis via transamidation; regulation of translational fidelity; mitochondrial translation
Cellular component (GO): mitochondrion; glutamyl-tRNA(Gln) amidotransferase complex
Molecular function (GO): glutaminyl-tRNA synthase (glutamine-hydrolyzing) activity
Source: RefSeq, a predicted model, not a curated record
AUGUGGUGUUUUCUACUUUUAGUCUUACUAUCAGAGCAGUUAAAAAAUUUUAUUGAAAUCAUUAAAUUAUUCAAGCAAAAUGCAAGAUCACUGAAUUCAAAAAUUCCUCCUACACCAAUUGUGAAGCCAAUAGAAGAGAAUAAGCUGCCUCCUAGAACAAAGAUAGAUCAAAAAACUAUUGACCUCCUAGAACGGUUGUCACUGGUGGACUUUGCUAAUAAGAAAGGAAUAGAACGUCUGGAAGAUGCUAUAAGAUUUGCAGAUCAGAUUCGUGUGAUUGAUACAACUGGUGUGGAACCCAUGAUAUCUGUACUUGAGGAUAGAACUCUUUAUCUUCAUGAUGACAUUGUUACAGAUGGAAAUUGUCGCAAAGAAGUCAUGUCAAAUGCUGCUCUAACAGAAGAAAGUUAUUUUGUGGCCCCGCAGGGCAACAUUCCUCUCAUUCCCCGAGAUUCCUUACUAACAGAAGAUGAAAAUCUGGACCAGAAAUAGUGUUUCCAGUUUUGUAACUU